GGUUGUUGUUACGUUGAACCACAAUUUGAACAGACUUCCCCAAAUACAACUUUUCUCGACUUCUCUCUCUCUCAAAUCCAUCAUCUUUACCCGAAUAAAAUAGAAGUUUAACGUUAUUCCGUAGAAUACGCAUAUACGUAAUGGCAAAUAUAAAGAACGAAGUAAAAACCGCAUUGGUGUUGCUCGCCGAUGGAACGGAGGAAAUGGAGGCUGUGAUAACUAUCGACGUCUUACGGCGCGCCGGAAUCACAGUUACAGCAGCUGGUGUACAGGACAGCAAUUGCGUGAAAUGCAGCCGCGACGUCAAGAUCUGCACAGAAUCUCUAUUUAAGGAUGUUCAAGAAAAGAGUUACGACGUUGUUGUUUUGCCUGGUGGUCUCGGUGGAGCUAAGACGUUUACAUCUUCGGAGGAGGUUGGGAGAUUGUUACAAAAGCAGGACAAGGAGAACAAAUUAAUAGCAGCUAUCUGUGCAGCUCCUACAGCUUUAAAAGCGCAUAACAUUGGCAAAGGAAAACGAAUUACCUCUUACCCAAGUAUGAAAAGAGAUCUGUGUGACUACUAUGACUAUCAGGAUGAUAAGAACGUGGUGAUUGAUGGCAAUCUCAUAACUAGCCGAGGACCGGGAACGGCUUUUGACUUCGGACUAACUAUUGUUGAGAUAUUAAUAAAUCUUAAAGAAGCCACGGAUGUCGCGAAUAAGUUACUAUAUAAAUACGAAAGCUGUAUAAACGCUGUGUAAAUUUCUUCAGACAUUUUGUAGUUAUGGCUAUAAAGUGUUGAUGUGUAAGUUUUUCCAGCAAUGAAAGACACAGUGUUACUGUGUCGCACUAUAUACAGUCAUACACUGUGCAACACAGUAUUGACUGAAACGUUGCUUAGCUUUUUUAUUUCACCACCACAGUGAAAUAAAAAAAAAGAUCUCCUAUAUCUAUAUCCGAGUAUAAUCUUAAAACCUCUUAUUGGAGUAUCACUUUUAGAAAAACAACUAAUAAAAUAAGUAAUAAAAAUUUGGAGUUCGUGAAAUGAUAUAAAAUGGUACAGUCGAACACAAUAUUUUAAUAGCGUACGUUCGUGUCGAUUUGUAUCACAAUUGGAAAAUACGUGAUCGUACAUGUGUCGCCUAUGUUCAUUGCUGGAAAACAAAAAUAUUUAUAAA
Molecule: messenger RNA, 1157 nt
Organism: Acromyrmex echinatior (Panamanian leafcutter ant)
Lineage: Eukaryota; Metazoa; Arthropoda; Insecta; Hymenoptera; Formicidae
Product: protein dj-1beta
Biological process (GO): response to oxidative stress; glycolate biosynthetic process; glyoxal metabolic process
Cellular component (GO): cytoplasm; mitochondrion; nucleus
Source: RefSeq, a predicted model, not a curated record